This is a messenger RNA of Rotaria sordida, 549 nucleotides long. The record is from the annotation of a GenBank genome assembly. Lineage: Eukaryota; Metazoa; Rotifera; Eurotatoria; Philodinida; Philodinidae.
AUGAAAAAAUUAUCUGCCGAUGGACCUAAACGUAUACUUAUGCUUGGUUUGGAUAAUGCGGGUAAAACAACAAUACUCUAUCGUAUGAAACGUACAGAAGAUUUUAAUACUGUACCAACUAUUGGUUUUAAUGUUGAAACAAUAUCUCCAUGUCGUGGAAUAUCGUUAACAGUUUGGGAUGUUGGUGGUCAAGAUCAUUUACGAACAUUAUGGCAUCAUUAUUUUGAUAAUGUUGAUGGACUUGUUUUUGUUAUUGAUUCAACUGAUCGUCGUCGUAUUCAUUUUUCCAAAGCUGAAUUAAUAGGAAUCUAUCAACAUGAAUCAAUGAAAAAUGUACCACUUAUUAUUAUUGCUAAUAAACAAGAUAGUAAAGAAGCUUUAUCAGCUGAAAUUAUAGAAGAAAAACUUGAUUUAAUUCAUUGGCCUAAUCAAUUAUAUCAUAUUAUUCCAUGUUGUGCAUUAACAGGAGAUGGUUUAACUGAUGCAUUUACAAUGUUAACAAAAAUGAUAAGAAAAAAAGAUAAACAUCGUCGAUUAGAAAUUACUUAA